Lactuca virosa is the source of this 722-nucleotide messenger RNA. NCBI's taxonomy places the organism in Eukaryota, Viridiplantae, Streptophyta, Magnoliopsida, Asterales, Asteraceae. The record is from the annotation of a GenBank genome assembly.
AAAAGGGGUUUUGCAUUGCAAACUGCAAACCGAUAUUCAAAGUUCAAACGCUCAGUUGAGAGCAACUGGAUUUUAGGAGAUGGGGAUAUUGGCAUGCUUCGGAGUUCUGAUGCCCUUUCCGUUCUACUAUUGGCUAUGGAAUCACCCACAAACAUGGGUGAAUCUCUGCGGAAAAGGUCGAGACCCUUCCAAAAUCAUGGCUAUGGUUUCUCAUUUUCUCAAGCUGGUUCAGUUUGCGUCGCUCUUCUCCGUUUCAACCUUCUCAUGGCCUCCUCCUCUCUACUUCUGGCCCCUCUUCUUACUCGGCCAGUUUCUUAACUUCAGGGUAUAUCAGUUGCUUGGUGAGUCAGGCACUUACUAUGGUGUACGCUUUGGGAAGAAUAUACCUUGGGUCACUGAGUUCCCUUUUGGGACAAUAAAUGAUCCUCAGUAUGUAGGUAGCAUUAUGAGCCUUCUAGCUUGCAUACCAUGGGUUCCCUUCUUGUAUAUCUUCCUCUGGGUUUUAGGCUACAUUUUCAUGAUCCAUGUUGAAUCAAAGGAGGAUCCAGCUUCUCGUGCCAACCCACUUUCUUGAAAUCCCGACUGAUUUCAAGAACAAGGAUUCAAAUUUGUUAUUCCAGAUAGAUUCAUGUUCUGUUUUUCAUUGUCCUCCAAUUUUGAUGUUGUUGUAUGCAUUAAUAAAUUUUCUCUAGUGUUUAACUGUUUAAGUUUGACUCAUGAAU